Molecule: messenger RNA, 3769 nt
Organism: Nicotiana tabacum (common tobacco)
Lineage: Eukaryota; Viridiplantae; Streptophyta; Magnoliopsida; Solanales; Solanaceae
Source: RefSeq, a predicted model, not a curated record
CUAUUUUUGAAAAAAUAAAAGAAAAUAAAGAAAGUCCCUCCUUCCGACACGGCUGCCGUUUCCACUUUCCGGGCUUUUCCUUCACUUUGGUCUUAAGAGUACUUUUCUUCUUAGGUUCCCUCUGGCGGGAAGAACAAAACACACACACACACACACACACACACUCUACUACUAUGAGUUGGGUUACGGCGAAAAACGUAGUCGUUUCAGUUCCGCGUUGGCGGUCACUCUCCCUUUUCCUCCGUCCAUCACUCCCACUUCGCCGCCGCUUCUUCUCUUACUCUUUACCUCCGCUGUGCCGAGAGCGGAUAUGCUGCUUGAAGGAGCGAAAGUUGUUUACCACAACCGCAAGAAAACUCAAACAACCAAAAGGUGUUCCAGAGGAAAAAGACUAUGUUAACAUUAUGUGGUGGAAAGAGAGGAUGGAAUUCUUGAGAAAGCCUUCUUCUGUUCUACUGGUUAAGAGGCUAACAUAUUGUAACUUGCUCGGUGUGGCUACAAAUUUGAGAAACGGAAGUCUUAAAGAUGGAACACUUAACUGGGAGAUGUUGCAGUUCAAGUCAAAAUUUCCGCGUGAAGUUUUACUUUGCAGAGUGGGCGAUUUUUAUGAAGCAAUUGGAUUCGAUGCUUGUAUUCUUGUGGAAUAUGCUGGAUUAAAUCCAUUUGGUGGCCUACGUUCAGAUAGUAUACCGAAAGCUGGUUGUCCAGUUGUGAAUCUAAGACAGACAUUGGAUGACCUCACACGUAAUGGCUUCUCUGUGUGUGUCGUGGAGGAAGUUCAGGGUCCAACUCAAGCUCGUGCUCGUAAAAGCAGAUUUAUAUCAGGGCAUGCACAUCCAGGCAGUCCCUAUGUUUUUGGCCUUGUUGGAGAUGAUCAAGAUCUUGAUUUUCCAGAACCAAUGCCUGUUGUUGGAAUAUCCCGUUCAGCGAAGGGGUAUUGCGUUAUCUCAGUUUAUGAGACUAUGAAGACUUACUCUGUGGAGGAUGGCCUAACUGAAGAAGCCUUAGUUACCAAGCUUCGUACUUGUCAAUGCCAUCAUUUGUUUUUGCAUAAUUCAUUGAGGAACAAUACUUCAGGAACAUCACGUUGGGGGGAGUUUGGUGAAGGUGGACUUUUGUGGGGAGAAUGUAAUGCUAGACAGCACGAAUGGUUGGAUGGCAAUCCUAUUGAUGAGCUUUUGUUCAAGGUAAAAGAGCUUUAUGGUCUCGAUGAUGACAUUACAUUUAGAAAUGUCACUGUUGUUUCAGAAAAUAGGCCCCGUCCUUUACACCUUGGAACCGCCACACAAAUUGGUGCUAUUCCAACCGAAGGAAUUCCAUGUUUAUUAAAGGUGUUGCUUCCUCCACACUGCAAUGGUCUACCAGUUCUGUAUGUUAGGGAUCUUCUUUUAAAUCCACCGGCCUAUGAGAUUGCUUCAAAACUUCAAGAGGCAUGCAAACUUAUGAUGAGUGUCACAUGUUCAAUUCCUGAUUUUACUUGUAUUUCAUCUGCAAAGCUGGUCAAGUUGCUUGAGUUGAGGGAGGCAAAUCACGUAGAGUUCUGCAAAAUAAAGAAUGUGGUCGAUGAAAUACUGCAGAUGUACAGAAAUUCAGAGCUUCGUGCUAUUUUAGAGUCACUGAUGGAUCCUACUUGGGUGGCAACUGGGUUAAAAGUCGAUUUUGAUACACUAGUAAGUGAUGUUGGGGCUUCUAUUCCACAUCCAAUUCUCACCUUCUCCGGUAUUGACAAAUUUGACUUAGAUUUUGUUUUUGCCAUUCUUGCAAAAGGCGCUUUGAUAUUAGAUCUGAUUAAGAUAACAGAAGAUUUCCUGCCUAUUGUUUCAAGAAUAAGGGCCACUACGGCCCCCCUUGGAGGAAUCAAAGGGGAGAUUCUGUAUGCUCGAGAGCAUGAAGCUGUAUGGUUUAAGGGGAAGCGAUUUAUUCCAACUGUUUGGGCUGGAACGCCUGGUGAAGAACAAAUUAAGCAUCUCAGACCUGCUAUAGAUUCAAAGGGGAAGAAGGUUGGAGAAGAAUGGUUCACUACAAUGAGGGUGGAAGAUGCAAUAGCGAGGUACCAUGACGCAAGUGCUAAGGCAAAAUCAAGGGUCUUGGAAUUGCUAAGGGGACUUUCUUCUGAAUUACAAUCUAAGAUCAAUAUACUUAUCUUUGCGUCCGUCUUGAUUGUGAUAACAAAGGCAUUAUUUUCUCAUGUGAGCGAAGGGAGAAGAAGGAAUUGGGUUUUCCCAACAAUCACACAAUUUAACAAAUGUCAGGACACAAAGGCACUUAAUGGAACUAUGGGAAUGAAGAUAAUUGGUCUAUCCCCUUAUUGGUUUGAUGCAACGCGAGGUACUGGUGUACAGAAUACAGUAGAUAUGCAGUCAAUGUUUCUUUUGACAGGUCCAAAUGGUGGGGGCAAAUCAAGCUUGCUGCGAUCAUUGUGUGCAGCUGCAUUGUUAGGAAUGUGUGGAUUCAUGGUUCCAGCUGAAUCAGCUGUCAUUCCUCAUUUUGAUUCAAUUAUGCUGCAUAUGAAAUCAUAUGAUAGUCCUGCUGAUGGAAAAAGUUCAUUUCAGAUUGAAAUGUCUGAAAUUCGUUCUCUGGUUACUGGUGCCACUUUAAGAAGUCUUGUGCUUAUAGAUGAAAUAUGUCGAGGAACAGAAACGGCCAAAGGGACAUGUAUUGCUGGAAGUGUUAUAGAAACCCUGGACGCAAUUGGUUGUUUGGGAAUUGUAUCAACCCACUUGCAUGGAAUUUUUGAUUUACCCCUGAAAACCAAGAGGACUGUGUAUAAAGCAAUGGGAACUGAGUAUGUUGACGGUCAAACAAUACCAACUUGGAAACUUAUUGAUGGGGUCUGUAAAGAGAGUCUAGCAUUUGAAACAGCUCAGAGAGAAGGAAUUCCAGAAAUAUUGAUUCGAAGAGCAGAAGUAUUGUAUAAUUCAGUUUAUGUGAAUCAGAUAUCAAAGAAGAAAGACCAAAUAAGACCUGUUUGUUCAGAUUUUGACCUCAAUAGCACAGAUAAAAUCUCUGACCAAUUAAAUGGUGCAAGACAAAUAGCUUUGGAUUCUAGCACAAAAUUAAUGCAGCGAAUGGGAAGUGCAAGCAAGGAACUUGAAGAUGCUAUCUCUCUUAUCUGUCACAAGAAGUUAUUCGAGCUGUGUAAAGUGAAAAAUGCGUCAGAAGUGGCAGCGGUGAAGUGUGUUCUCAUUGCUGCCAGGGAACAGCCAGCUCCAUCAACAAUUGGUGCUUCAAGCGUAUAUAUAAUGUUAAGACCUGACAAAAAUUUUUACGUUGGACAGACUGAUGAUCUUGAGGGCCGAAUCCGUGCUCAUCGGUUGAAGGAGGGAAUGGAAAAUGCUUCUUUCCUAUAUUUCUUAGUCCCUGGCAAGAGCAUAGCCUGUCAACUGGAAACUCUUCUAAUAAACCAACUUCCUGAUUAUGGCUUUCCGCUAACAAACAUUGCUGAUGGUAGGCAUCGUAAUUUUGGCACGACUAGUCUCUCCCUGGAACCUUCAACCGCGCUUAGAUGAAUCCGCUAUCAGCUUGUUGCGGAAGAGUUCAAGUUGGUGUAUAAAAAUUGUAUAUCAGAUGUGCAUUGUUAGACUGUUAGUUUUGGAGAAUUUUAUGCAAUGAGCAAUUCAACUUGCAGUGGCUGCAGCAAUUUUGGGUUAGUGUUAGCUUCUCCACCUGUGUAUAUAUAGCUCACCAUCACCUGUGAAAUUGAGGUGAAUUCUGAUGUAAGUUAAUAUUCCUAAUUUUUAUUUAGUUAUGAUAUACCAUUUUCAUCUUA